This is a messenger RNA of Topomyia yanbarensis, 3705 nucleotides long. RefSeq lists its product as uncharacterized. The transcript is spliced from 4 exons. Bases 1 to 3705 code for a protein of 1234 amino acids. Gene Ontology annotation, biological process: DNA integration. The record is from RefSeq and is a predicted model, not a curated record. NCBI's taxonomy places the organism in Eukaryota, Metazoa, Arthropoda, Insecta, Diptera, Culicidae. Gene Ontology annotation, molecular function: nucleic acid binding.
AUGAAGCCCAGUGGGUCUUCUGCAGCACAACCGUCUACGCAAUCAACAGUUGCUGCUACUGAGAGCAUCCCGCAAACUGAAGUCAGUGCCACUGUCCAGCAGUACCGUGAGAACGUGUUCCUUCUCACCGUGAUCGUUAAGGUGAUCGAUGCGUACGGUGAAGAGCAUCUAGCGCGCGCACUUCUCGACAGCGCAUCGCAACCGAGCCUCAUCACAGAUCGUAUGGCUCAUAUUCUACGCCUUCGAAGGCAGUACAAGGGGCCGGCAAACUUUCAAAGCCACGUCGACUUUCUUGUGAUGGACAAAGUAACGGCGAACCUUCCAUCGCAAACCAUAUCAACAAAAGAAUGGCACAUUCCGAAGGACUUAUUUCUUGCAGAUCCGUCUUUCAACGAGAGUCAGCCAAUCGACAUGGUGCUAGGUGCCAAACAUUUCUACUCGUUCUUCCCGAGUGCUGCACGCCUGCAGCUGGGCCGAAACCUUCCUCUAUUGGUGGACAGUGUCUUCGGUUGGAUUGUUGCUGGGUCGACAAACCAAAAUUCCCCUAUACAAGUGACGUCACCCACCUCUAUGGUUGUUUCGAUGAUUUCUUUGGAGGACAGUCUAGAGCGUUUCUGGAAAACUGAAGAGCUGACUACCAAGGACAACUACUCUGUUGAAGAAAGGCACUGUGAAUCGUUGUAUCAAUCAACCGUAUCCCGUGAUCCUACAGGACGAUACAUCGUUCGGUAUCCCCGUAAACCAGACUUUAACGUUAUGCUAGGAGAGUCGAAGAGCACUGCACAACGCCGUUUCGGACUACUUGAAAGGCGUUUGGAACGAGACCCAAACCUAAAAGAUGAAUACCAUUUGUUUAUGCGAGAGUACCUCUCCCUCGGCCAUAUGCGGCUGGUCGAAGCGGACGACGAACACCACUCUCAAGCCUACUAUCUGCCCCACCACCCCGUAAUUAAGGAAGCAAGUACGACGACCAAGGUUCGGGUCGUAUUUGACGGCUCGGCCAAAACUUCUACCGGCUUCUCUCUAAACGAAGCUCUUUGCGUGGGUCCUGUGGUACAAGACGAUCUUUUGACCAUCAUCUUGCGGUUUCGUACCUUUCCGAUCGCCCUGGUCGGUGACAUAGCCAAAAUGUACCGACAGGUACUUGUUCACCCCAACGAUUCUCCUUUGCAGCGCAUCCUUUGGCGAUUUUCAAACCAGUCUCCAGUCCAGACAUACGAACUACUCACUGUUACGUAUGGUCUCGGUCCAUCUUCUUACCUGGCAACACGAACUCUCCAGCAACUGGCAGAAGAUGAAGGUCGAACAUUCACUGCAGCUGGCCCAGCACUUAGAAAGGGUUUCUACGUGGACGAUUUUAUUGGUGGAGCUCAAACCGUGGAAGAAGCAAUCCGUCUUCGCAUAGAGCUCGCUGAACUAUUGGAAAAAGGAGGAUUCGCACUACGUAAAUGGACCUCUAACCGGCUCGAAGUUCUGCAAGGUCUCACCGAUGAUCAGAUUGGCAUGCAAUCCGCUUUGCACUUUUGUCCAAAUGAAACCAUUAAGGCAUUGGGAAUUAGUUGGGAGCCCGAAGCUGAUUUCCUUCGUUUCGACUCACAGAUUCGACACAGCGAUGAACACCCGACAAAGCGAACGAUUCUCUCCGACAUAGCACGACUAUUCGACCCUCUUGGAUUAAUCGCCCCUGUCGUCGUCCGAGCGAAAAUUUUGAUGCAGGAACUGUGGCUUCUAUCCUGCGGCUGGGAUGAUCCUGUACCAGAACCCAUCAAGUCUAAAUGGGAAAGCUACCAUCGAGAACUGGCAAAGAUUUCGGAGCACCGUGUAGACAGGUAUGCCUUAUUACCCGGCUCAUCUAUUCAACUGCACACCUUUGCAGAUGCUUCCCAAUCCGCAUACGGUGCAUGCACGUACGCUCGCUGUGAAGAUGGACGAGGAAGAGUGAGGAUCCAGCUUUUGGCUUCAAAGUCACGCGUCGCCCCACUGAAGCGAAUCAGCAUCGCUCGAUUGGAACUGUGUGCUGCCGUGCUAGCUGCUCAUCUGCACACCCACAUCAAAAAGGCCAUCGACGUCAACAUAAUAGCAUCCUAUUUCUGGUCCGACUCAGCUGUCACUCUACAGUGGCUACGAUCUCCACCAAACGUAUGGCCCACGUUCGUUGCCAACAGAGUGUCAGAAAUCCAGCAGUACACACACGGAUGCCAAUGGAAACACGUUCCUGGAGGAGAAAAUCCAGCUGACCUGGUUUCGCGCGGUAUGUCUGUCGAAGAUUUCCUCAAAAGCUAUUUGUGGACUAACGGUCCUAGUUGGUGUCCCACAAGAAGUACUGGAAAUAAAAACAACCGUCGUUGUCGCUCAAGUAACACCGACAGUGCACCCUUGGUUUCUACGAUGGUCAUCAUACAAUCGCCUUCUUCGCAUCAUUGCAUACUGUAUGAAAUUCGUCACCAAUACUCGAGCAAAAGUGCGCAGCCCUCACCGACUCCCAUCGACCGAUCACUUACCGUCGAAGAACUAUCAAAUUCAAAAACGCUUCUUAUUCGUUUGGCUCAACACGACGAUUUUGCUGCAGAAAUAAAACAAUUGGAGGAAGGCAAUUCAGUUUCGAAGCGUUCCCCCCUUCACUUGAUGAGCGCAUUUAUAGACCCAGAGAGAGUGUUGAGAGUGGGAGGUCGUUUGAAUCUGUCGCAAUUACCCUACCAAGCAAAGCACGCCACUUUAAUUCCUACCAAUCAUCCGCUAACUCGCUUCAUCGUCGAACAUUUUCACCGGAAACUAUUCCACGGCGGCGGGCGUCUACUGCUGACAACGAUUCGAGAGGAAUUCUGGCCCCCGAGAAGCCGCAAACUAAUACGCAGCGUCGUCAGAAAUUGUUUUCGUUGCACACGCCUCAAUCCGGCACCUGCCCAGCAGCAAAUUGGCCAACUGCCAGCCCCAAGAGUAAUACCCAGUCGUCCGUUCAGUGUCACAGGUGUGGAUUAUGCGGGUCCAUUGUACCUUCGACCAAUUCACAAACGUGCCGCACCUGCUAAAGCCUACGUGUGCUUCGCGACCAAAGUAGUCCACCUAGAAUUGGUUAGCGAUUUGUCCACCCAAGGCUUCUUAUGUUCGUUGCGAAGAUUUAUUGCCCGGCGUGGCCGGCCCGCGCACAUUCAUUCAGAUAACGGGAAGAAUUUUGAAGGGGCUAAGAAUGAACUAUCUGCACUGUUUACCAUGCUUCAAAAUCGUUCCCAGCAGGAAGAAAUAUCUUCUGCCUGUACCGCAGAAGGAAUUACCUGGCACUUGAUACCCCCUAAAGCCCCCCACUUUGGCGGUUUGUGGGAGGCGGCCGUAAAGGUAGCGAAAAAACACUUGUUCCGACAGCUGGGUUCAAGUCGACUUUCGUUCGAGGAAAUGUGCACGAUUCUUACCCAAAUCGAAGCAAUUAUGAACUCGCGACCGUUGCUUCCAAUGACAGAAGACCCUAAUGAUUUAGCCGCUUUGACACCUGCCCACUUCCUCAUCGGAUCAUCGAUGCAUGCCCUGCCCGACCCAGACCUACGGAACAUACCUGCGAACCGACUCGACCACUAUCAAAAGCUGCAGAUGCAUGUGCAGCAAUUUUGGAUGCAUUGGCGAAAAGAGUACCUGCAGGAGCUACAAAAAAGACGCGAGACGAUGGAUACGGAACGACGAAAUUAUCCCUGGCAAACUAGUCAUCAUCGUUGA